CUGACCCAGCCCGGGGCCCUGGGACCCUCAAUAAUUGAGCCGGGAAAUCCCCCGCCGGAGGCUGGGGUGCGCGGCGGUCGCCCCUGCCCGCACCACCCCCCCCGCCGGGGCCCCUAAACGUCCUUCUCCGCGGCAGCUCCACAGAGACCGGAACCGGGGCGCGAGGCGGCCCGCCCGAGACCGGAAGCGGAAGCGUGGGGCGGUGCCGCGGAGGGAGCCUCGGGUGGUUUGCUGCGUGGGGUGUGCGGUCUCCUUCGCGCGUGACCGGCUUCACGUGACAGGAAAAGGAUUUCUCCAGCUCCAGUUUGUGUUAAAACCAGCUUCAGGGCCCACCAGCCUCAAAGUCCACCAUCCUCACUGAUCCGUGGAUUUCGGUGUGACCAGAGCCUGGCCUGCGUGCACUGUGGGGACAAGAGCACGAGCAUCCAGGUUCUCUGUCGGGGUCACAGGAUGGCGGCCAUGGUUCUGUCUCCCACCUGCGCUCAGCCUUCCCUGUACUCGGCCUCCCCUCAGAGAGGAUGCGUGGAGGGGGAAGGGUUGGCUCAUGGCUUCCUGACAGGCUGGUUACCGGACUCGGUGACCUUCGAGGAUGUGGCGGUGGAGUUCAGCCAGGAGGAGUGGGCCCUGCUGGACCCUUCUCAGAGAACACUGUACAGAGAUGUGAUGCGGGAAAACUGCAGGAACCUGGCAUCUCUAGGAUAUCAUGUUGAUAAGCCCAGUCUGAUCUCCCAACUGGAGCAAGAAGACAAGGUGAUGACAGAGGAGCGGGGAAUUCUCCAAGGCACCUGUUCAGAUUUGGAGACUGUACUUAAAGCCAAAUGGUUAACUCCUAAGAAGCAUGUAUUUAGAAAAGAACAUUCUAAUGGUAUAAAAGCGGAAAGAAGUCACCUUGGAGUGAAACUCAAUGAAUGUAACCAGUGCUUUAAAGUCUUCAGCACAAAAUCUAACCUCACUCAGCACAAGAGAAUUCAUACUGGAGAAAAACCCUAUGACUGUAAUCAGUGUGGGAAAUCCUUCAGCAGUAGAUCUUACCUGACUAUUCAUAAGAGGAUACAUAAUGGGGAGAAACCCUAUGAAUGCAAUGACUGUGGGAAAGCCUUCAAUGACCCUUCAUCCCUUAGACUGCAUGUGAGAAUUCACACUGGAGAAAAACCCUAUGAAUGUAAUCAAUGUUUUCAUGUUUUCCGCACUAGUUGUAACCUAAAAAGCCACAAGAGAAUUCAUACAAGAGAGAAUCACCAUGAAUGUAAUCAGUGUGGCAAGGCCUUCAGCACGAGGUCCUCCCUUACUGGGCACAACAGUAUUCAUACAGGGGAGAAACCUUACGAGUGUCACGAUUGUGGGAAAGCCUUUAGGAAGAGCUCAUAUCUGACCCAGCAUAUGAGAACUCAUACUGGAGAAAAACCCUAUGAGUGUGAUCAGUGUGGAAAAUCCUUCAGCAGUAGCUUUUCUCUGACUGUGCACAAGAGAAUUCACACUGGGGAGAAACCCUAUGAAUGCAGUAACUGUGGGAAAGCAUUUAAUAAUCUCUCAGCUGUUAAGAAACACGUGAGAACUCACACUGGAGAAAAGCCCUACGAAUGUAAUCACUGUGGAAAAUCUUUCACCACUAACUCUUACCUUUCUGUGCACAAGAGGAUUCAUAAUAGGUGGAUAUGAGUACAGUAACCAGGAAAAUAUUCGUUGAUUUCUCAUCCCUCUGGCAACCGAUGGUAACUCACUAGAUGUAUGCGUUAUCUGUUGCUGCAUAUUUCCCUCUAAAACAUUGUGGCUUCAGACAACAUACAUUUAUCUCACAAUUUCUGUAGGUCAGGAAUUUGGAAAUGGCUUAGCUGUGUAGUUCUGGCUCAGGAUCUGUCAUGAGGUGAGGUCAAGACGUCAGCUGGAACAACACUCAUCUGAGUCUUUACUGCUGAAGAAUCUACUUCCAAAAUGGCUCACUCACGUGUCUGGCAGGUUAAUGCCAGUUGUUGGCAGGGAACCUUCGUUACCUCACUCUCCACAGGGCUAAGUAUCUUUAUGAUGUAGCAGCAGGUUCCUCCCAAAGCAUUUGAUCUGUGGGAGAACUAAAUGCAAAAGCCACAUUGACUUUAUCAACCUAGCCUCAGAAGGACAUAUUAUCACUUCUUCCAGACUGUAUUGCUCAUAUAAUGUGGGAAGAAAUUACACAGGGUAUGUAUAUCAGGAGACGACAGAUUGUAAGAAACCAUCUGAGAAGCUUGCCAUGAAAUCAGUGGAGAAAAGCCUUUAGCAGACUCUCAUUCUAUCCUAUAUGAAGUAGCCUUCAAUAACUCAUAUUAAUUCGCUCUGGAGAGAAAUCUCACAUGUGCAAGCUUUGUGGUAAGCUUGUCAGCUCAAACUCACCCCAAUGUGCAGAAAAGAUUAUGUAUGGGGAGAAACCUGAGGAAUGCAGUAGCUGUAGGAAAGCCUUCAUGAUAUUUCUAGGGAGUCAGGUGACAGUUCACACUAUGGAGAAAGCCUUUUCAAUAUCAUCAGAAUGCAAAAGCCUUCAGGGACACUCAUCCCUUAGAGCACAUGUGAGAAACCACUAGAGAGGAAUAUCUGUAGAAAGAAUGUGGAAACCCCUUCAGCACAAGUCUUUGCAUUAACUGAGCAAAAGAUGGGGAAAUAUUCUGAAUACAAUUACUAUGGGAAGGCCUUGAAUGUUCUCUGAAUUUUUAAGAAGCAUGAGGAUUUCUUCUGGAGAGAAAGUCCUAUUGAAUGUCAUCAGUACUGGAAAGUCAUUUUUCCACAUUCCUUAGGAAACUGAGAAUUCACUGCAAAGACGCUUGUGAAUAUAAAGACCAAGGGAAUGCCUUUAAUAAUACCUCCUACAUUAGGAAAAAUAUGAAGUUUUCUCUGGAUGCAAAACUUGUGGGUGUAUUAAUUUUGAAAAAUCUUUCAGUGAUUCUUUGUUGAUUUAUGAGAACUGACUUUGGAGGCAAACCCUGGAAAAGUAAUCAGUAUGAGGAUGCCUCCGCUCUUUACUGAGUGGCCACAAAAUAAACUGGGACCAGACAUUUAUUAAUAGAUAGUUGAGUGUGGGAUUACUUUUACAGUGUCUCAUCCUAAGAUUGGGCCACGAGUUUGUUAGUUUUUAGUCUUUUUGUUUUAGUAUAAACACUUAUGUCUAGAGCCAUACUCUAAAAUAAAUGUUAAGUUAUGUUCCAUAGUUUUGUAUUUAGUAUGUUUGCUAUAAUUUACUCUUUAAAAAAUCAGUACGUAGCAUAUUCAAAAAAGCAUUUCUGAAUAUCUCCUGAGUGAAUUAGUUUAUCAUAGAGGAAAUUAGACUAUAUUUACUAUAUACUUUUCCUAGUUUAAUGGCAUUUUUGUCAGGUAAGUGGAGUUUAUGACACUGAUUCUUUUUUAUCUUUCUACCCUGGUAUGGUAUUUUGUUUAGCUUCUUUCCCAAUGUCCAUUCUCCCCUACUUAUUUACUUUAAAAAUGUUUUCGUUGUUGUUCAAGCUGUCAAUGAGCAGGAUUGAAAAUACUCAAUCUCCAAGGCUUCUUUGAAGCCCAGAGGGGUAUUGCCUUGCUCUGCUGACCAUGAGAAAUAGGUAGGAGUCACUAAGGAGAACAUCAUCUGACUUGUUUGCCUCACCUAUAUUCUGUUCAUCUUACCUGUUCUUUCUCUUGAACGUGGACUCAAGGCAAGAGUUGAAAGAGCUAUAUUUUGAUCAUGAUGACAAAAACCACAGUGCAGCAAAAAAUCACAAUGAUAUGGGCUCCUCCAAAAUCUCUGAUUGGCAGUAUCAGCUCUGGACUGCUUGUUCACAGACUUGUCCUUAUAUGAUUAAAAAUAACCUCUAACUGGUUGAAGCCAAAGUCAUUUUUAUUUUUUGGUUUGUUUUUGAGGUGGUAUUCUGUUCAUGUCCAGCUGAAUGCAAUAUCUAACUAGUCAACCUAUUAGUUGGUCACAUUUUGUAAGUGUUCAUGUUUCUUUGAAAAUAAUGUAUAUUCUCUAAGUUUUAGAUGUAGAGUAUGUGCCUAUUAACUCAAGCUAAUUGUGUUUUCAGAGAUAGUAUGUACAUUCAGAUUUUUGUCCUCAGACUUAUUUAAUGAUAGAUAUGUAUUAAAGUCUUCUGCUCUGGAUAUGGAUUAACACUUUUUUGCCAUUUCUGUCAUUUUUUUCUAAUAUAUAUUUUGACAUAUAACUGAGUACAUUCAGGAUUAGUUUUUUUUCUUGUGAAUUGUUCCUUUUUAUGUAGUGGUCAUUUUUUAUAGUGUUAUUUCAAUACAUUAAUAAAGGACUAAACAUUUACAUAGCCCUUCCUAUAGGCGAGGCAUUCUUCUCAAUGCCUUAUGAAUAUUAACUUACUGAGUACUCAAUAUAAGCUUAAGGAAGCAUGUACUGUUAUUAUCCCCAUUUUACAGAUGAGAAAACUAAUGUGGUGUACCUGUAAUUUACCUGAGCUCCCUGUCUAGUAAAUGGUAGAGCCAAGUUUUGAACCCAGACAGUCUGUGCUCUUAACCACAAAUCUUUCUAUUAAAUAUAUUCUAUAUGCUAGGCACUGUUUAAGACACUGGUGUUUAUAGCAAUGAAUGAAACUCAAGUUUUGUUAUUGAAGCACUUACGUUUUAGUGGGGGAAAGAUGGAUUAUAGAAAAAUCAAGAAAACAUGCAACAUAAGCGUUCAACAGAAAAGCAAAGCACUGGGGCACCUGGGUGGCUCAGUGGUUGAGUGUCUGCCUUCAGCUCAGGUCAUGAUCCCCAAGGUCCUGGGAACAAAUUCUGCAUCAGGCUCCCUGCAGGGUGCCUGUUUCUCCCUCUGCCUAUGUCUGCUUCUGUGUGUCUCUCAUGAAUA
Nyctereutes procyonoides (raccoon dog) is the source of this 4804-nucleotide messenger RNA. RefSeq names its product zinc finger protein 558. The coding region runs from base 451 to 1659 and encodes 402 amino acids. The record is from RefSeq and is a predicted model, not a curated record. Gene Ontology annotation, biological process: regulation of DNA-templated transcription. Lineage: Eukaryota; Metazoa; Chordata; Mammalia; Carnivora; Canidae. The transcript has 8 exons.